Carlito syrichta (Philippine tarsier) is the source of this 4581-nucleotide messenger RNA. It is a transcript of the gene PHC3, whose product is annotated as polyhomeotic homolog 3. NCBI's taxonomy places the organism in Eukaryota, Metazoa, Chordata, Mammalia, Primates, Tarsiidae. The transcript is spliced from 11 exons. Gene Ontology annotation, molecular function: zinc ion binding; protein binding. The coding region runs from base 31 to 2562 and encodes 843 amino acids. The record is from RefSeq and is a predicted model, not a curated record. Gene Ontology annotation, cellular component: PRC1 complex; nucleus.
CUCUCCACCUCUCCUGCGCCUGCGCAGUUGAUGAGCCGCUCCCCGGCCUCCAGUUCUACCAGCGGCAGCAUCACCCAGCAGACCAUGUUGCUAGGGAGCACCUCCCCGACCCUCACGGCCAGCCAAGCGCAGAUGUAUCUCCGGGCUCAAAUGCUGAUUUUCACGCCCGCUACCACUGUGGCUGCUGCACAGUCUGACAUUCCUGUUGUCUCGUCGUCAUCGUCAUCUUCCUGUCAGUCUGCAGCUACUCAGGUUCAGAAUUUAACAUUACGCAGCCAGAAGUUGGGUGUAUUAUCUAGCUCACAGAAUGGGCCACCAAAAAGCACUAGUCAAACUCAGUCAUUGACUAUUUGUCAUAACAAAACAACAGUGACCAGUUCUAAAAUCAGCCAACGAGAUCCUUCUCCAGAAAGUAAUAAGAAGGGAGAAAGUCCAAGUCUGGAAUCACGAAGCACAGCUGUCACCCGGACUUCAAGUAUUCACCAGUUAAUAGCACCAGCUUCAUAUUCUCCAAUUCAGCCUCAUUCUCUAAUAAAACAGCAGAUUCCUCUUCAUUCACCACCUCCCAAAGUUUCCCAUCAUCAGCUGAUACUACAACAGCAGCAACAGCAAAUUCAGCCAGUCACACUUCAGAAUCCGACUCAAGAUCCACCCCUGUCCCAGCACUGUUUACCACUCCAAAACCAUGGCCUUUCUCCAGCUCCCAGUAAUGCCCAGUCACAACAUUGCUCUCCAGUGCAGGGUCAUCCCCCUCCUCUAACAGUGUCUCCAAAUCCAUCACAGUCAGCACAGCAGUCUGUGGUGGUGUCUCCUCCACCACCUCACUCACCCAGUCAGUCUCCCACUAUACUCAUUCAUCCACAAGCACUUAUUCAGCCACACCCCCUUGUGUCAUCGGCUCUCCAGCCGGGGCCCAAUUUGCAGCAGACCCCUGCUAAUCAGGUGCCGCCCACAGCACAGCUGAAUCUUCCAUCCCAUCUUCCGCUUCCAGCUUCCCCUGUUGUACACAUUGGCCCAGUGCAGCAGUCCGCCUUGGUGUCCCCUGGUCAGCAGAUUGUGUCUCCAGCGUCACACCAGCAGUAUUCAGCCCUGCAGUCCUCUCCAAUCCCAAUUGCAACCCCUCCACAGAUGUCAGCGUCUCCUCCAGCUCAGAUUCCACCACUGCCUUUGCAGUCUAUGCAGUCUUUACAAGUGCAGCCUGAAAUUCUGUCCCAGGGCCAGGUUUUGGUGCAGAAUGCUUUGGUGUCGGAAGAGGAGCUUCCAGCUGCAGAAGCUUUGGUCCAGUUGCCAUUUCAGACUCUUCCUCCUCCUCAGACUGUUGCGGUAAACCUGCAAGUACAACCACCAGCACCUGUUGAUCCACCAGUGGUUUAUCAAGUGGAAGAUGUGUGUGAAGAGGAGAUGCCAGAGGAGUCGGAUGAAUGUGUCCGGAUGGAUCGGACUCCACCCCCACCCACUUUGUCUCCAGCAGCGAUAACUGUAGGAAGAGGAGAGGAUCUAACUUCUGAACAUCCUUUGCUGGAGCAAGUGGAGCUACCUGCUGUGGCGUCCGUCAGUGCUUCAGUAAUUAAAUCUCCGUCAGACCCAUCACACAUUUCGGUUCCUCCACCUCCACUCUUGCUUCCAGCUGCUGCCACGAGGAGUACUAGUACAUCCACGCACGGUGUCAUCCCCAGCCUAGAAAGCAAGCCGCCCCAGGCGAUCGUUAAGCCACAGAUCUUGACCCAUGUUAUCGAAGGUUUCGUGAUUCAGGAGGGAUUGGAGCCAUUUCCUGUGAGUCGCUCAUCUUUGCUAAUAGAACAGCCUGUGAAGAAAAGACCUCUUGUGGAUAAUCAGGUGGUGAACUCAGUGUGUGUUCAGCCAGAGCUACAGAAUAAUACAAAACAUGCAGAUAAUUCAUCCGACACAGAGAUGGAAGACAUGACUGCCGAAGAGACAUUAGAAGAAAUGGACAGUGAGUUGCUCAAGUGUGAAUUCUGUGGGAAAAUGGGAUAUGCUAAUGAAUUUUUGCGGUCAAAACGAUUCUGCACUAUGUCAUGUGCCAAAAGGUACAAUGUUAGCUGUUCUAAAAAGUUUGCCCUUAGUCGUUGGAACCGCAAGCCUGAUAAUCAAAGUCACCGUGGCCGUCGUCCAAGUGGUCCUGACGGAGCAGCCAGAGAACACAUCCUUAGGCAGCUUCCAAUUACUUAUCCAUCUGCAGAAGAAGACUUGGCUUCUCAUGAAGAUCCUGUGCCAGCUGCUAUGACAACUCGUCUGCGCAGACAGAGUGAGCGGGAAAGAGAACGUGAACUUCGAGAUGUGAGAAUUCGGAAAAUGCCUGAGAACAGUGACUUGCUACCAGUUGCCCAAACAGAGCCAUCCAUAUGGACAGUUGAUGAUGUCUGGGCCUUCAUCCAUUCCUUGCCUGGCUGCCAGGAUAUUGCAGAUGAGUUCAGAACACAGGAGAUUGAUGGACAGGCCCUUCUCUUGCUAAAAGAAGACCAUCUCAUGAGUGCAAUGAAUAUCAAGCUAGGCCCAGCCCUUAAGAUCUGUGCACGCAUCAACUCUCUGAAGGAAUCUUAACAGGAACAAGAGGCCUUGAUAAAACAGCAGAUUUACUCUUCUAAAAUAAGCUUGUAAGGUAAAAGGGCUGAGUCAGCCUAGAAUGUUACACUUAUUGUGGUAGAUAGCCACUACAUUGGGAUCGCCACAUCGAAUGCUGACAUUUCUUCUGAGAUACAGUAAUUCAUCAGACAUUUUUACAAUUUACCAACAUUGGUGAAAUUAAUUUUACAGGUUAUGUGCAGCAUUGAAAGACUUGAUAUAGAGGGCCAUGAUAUUUUUCAAAGAAAUGUGUUAUACUAGAUAAUUUUUUAAAGGUGAUGUUUAUCAUUAAUAUAAAGAAUCCUUUUAAAAGUAAUUUAAAGAUUUACAUUUCUCCUCUUUUGAUUUUGUUUUCUUAUACAUUUUUCUACCCUAUUAGUCUUCUAAAGACUGUCAUGAUAGAUACAUUAUGGAAUAAUUUAGGAGUCCAGUGACAGAGUUGUAUACAGUGAAAUCAGUUUGCAUAUUUAAAAACAAGUCUUUUAGACAAAUACUUUGUCUAUGAAAAACAGAUUGUGUUCUAGCAUGAACAAUACUGAUUUGAAUGGAGGUUGAAAGAGUUAGUUUCUAUUUCAAACUUGACUAGGGAUUUGGUUUGACUGAAAAAGUUAGUUUUCCUCUCCGUUUUUGUACAUUUAGAUCACUGGUUCUCAAUGGAGCUUUGCCCUCCACGGGACAUUUGGCAACGUCUAGUAGAGACAUUUUUGUUGUCACAGGUUGGGUUUGGACUCAGGGGUGGAGUUGCUACUGUGGUAUGUAGCGCAGAGAUGUUUCUGCAUAUCCUGCAAUGUACAGUACAGCCCUCCCGACAAAGAGUCAACUGGUCUGAAAAGUCAGUGGUGCCAAGGCUGAGAAACUCUGAUGUAGAAUGAGUGACAGAUGUUGUUUUACCCAAAGGGAUAUUUUAGAAGAUGGGGCAUAAGAAGGAGUACAUAUACAGUGGAAGUAUUAAAUUCAGAUAGUGUUCAUAUUCUGCUGAAUUAUUUUUUCUAGUUUUAUGCAUACUAGAAAAUAAAAAAAAGUCCAUAAAAUUGACCCAUAAAACAAGGACUAACGUACAAAUAAUUUGACUCUCAGAAAGUACUAAUUCAGAUUAAUUAUCUUUCGUAUCUCUGUGCUCUGCACCGAUGAAGGCAUAUGUGAUUAUACCUAUGAACCAGUAAACCUUUUCUGCCAAGGAAUUAGUUUGCAGGAGAUACGUGGUUUCUCUUUAGAUUUUUUACUAGUGUUGAACAUGCUAGGCGUAGUUAGAAUGGACAUUUCUUUUCCUUAGCUAAACCCUUGCGUGCUUCCAGCAAAGCACUUACCACAUGAUUUCUCAUGGAUGGCCAGAUUUAGUUUUGUUAUGCACAUGUUUUAGGGGGGAAAAAAUAUAAAGCAAAACCUUUCACUGAACAGUGUUCUGUAGAAUUAUGUGACAGUAAAACAAAGUUGUUUCUGGGAGCCCUGAGAGCUUUAUAGUCCUGGACAUGAAAAAUUUUAUUUGAGAAGAUUAUGAAGGUUUUGUUUUAAUAUUUUCCUAUAUCUUAUCUUUACCACAUGAUUGAGAUAUUUUAAUAACUGAAGGAGCAUACAUGGAUACUUGGCGAGAGUUGAGUAAGCAGGAAAAAAGAGUCUGUGAGUUUCAGUCAUUUUCAUUGCUCUUUUUGAAGAGAUUGUGUUGAGCUAGUAGAAGACUACAGAUGUCACAGAAGACAUCACAGAUGUUAUAUUUAUCUUUUGGCUUUGUGUACAUUAAAGAAUGUUGAUUAUUUUUAUACAGAAAUACAGCGGGUAAUUUUUUUAAUCUUUAGAUGCCUCUUGUUUGAAUGUAUGCUUUGUGGGAUUCUUUGUGUAGUAAUGUUUUAAAAAAAGAUGUUUACUGAUAGUUACGAGUAGAAUUAGAAUAUGUAAUAUAAUAUAAGGCUCAUAUUCCAGACCUAUAAUAACUUGUAGUCUAUGUUACAUAUUUCUUUAUAUCACAUUUUUACUUAUGGGAUUGAAGUUUCAAGGAAAGCU